AUGCCCGUGCUCUCAGACCUGGUAUACGAGGCUGGUCUCUCUGAAGAGUUGGUACACGGCCUCACACUGAUAGCAGAAGGCCUGCCCUCACUGGCCGGUCAGCUCAAGCGCCGCACGCUGGAUCUUUUGUGCACCGUCCUCCAGGGCACGCCCUAUCACCACCCAGGACACCCCGAUUCACGCACGCUGCUGGCCUCCACCCCGAGUCGCACGACCACGCGCCGCAACUCGGUGAACAAAGGCAGCAAGGCCUCGACCGUCUUGGCUGCUGGGGCACACACGCCUAACCGCCGCGCCUCCAAGGCUCAACUUAUCGUUCUGGCCCUCCGUACGCUGCGUACAUAUGACCUCAGUGGAUUCGUGCUCACCAAGCUGGCCCGUGAUACCAUCGCUACCUACCUGUCUGACGAUAAUGACACGGUUCGCGAGGAAGCUUGUCUGACUUGCGCCGCCCUGGUCGUACCUCCGACUCAGAUGCCGCUGGCCAAUGCCUAUCGCCUCGAACCUCGCGCUGUCACGGAGGUACUCUCGCAGUUAUUGUGCAACGCCAUCUCUGAGGGCCGCUCCACCAUUCGCAAGCACAUUUUGGAGGCCCUCACGCCACAGUCCUACCCCUAUCUCUGCAAAGCCGAGACCCUGCAACUCCUUUUCGUCUGUCUUCAUGACCGGGACCAUCAGACGCAGCUCACAGCCAUGAGCCUGGUUGGAAACCUAUGCGAGUAUAACCCUGCAUACGUGGUGCCCGCCCUCCGUCGCCAGUUGGAGAACUAUUUACAGACAUUCAAGCUGGUGGACACGGCGGCUGCAGAAGAAGCCAACUCUCGUUUGCUGCAGGAGCUCAUCCGCUCUGCACCUCGCGUCGUCGUCCCUUACGUUGACGCCAUCAUGAAGGCCCUCUUGCCGCGUAUCUCACACGCAAACGAGGAAAUUCAGAUUGCUGCCCUCGGUGCCGUGGGCGAACUCGCCGUGUUCAGUGGCCUACAGCUCGAGGAGCACCUCGCCGUUAUCAUGCCCGUCUUGCUUGAUUGUUUGCGGGACCACCUCUCCAUGAACCGCCGACUCUCAGCGCUGGUCGUUUUGGGCAAGGUGGCUCGCGGCACGGGCUAUGUGACCCUGCCCUACGAGGAUUAUCCGGCUCUCAUGAAGACGUUGUAUGCCUGCUACGUCGAGGGCCAGAGCACUCAGAUUCGCCUCGAGGCCGGCCGCGCCCUUGGCGUCAUUGGUGCACUGGACCCUCAUCGUGAAAAGUCGGCCACUGGCGAAGCGGAAGCGGAGGCCAAAUCCAAUCAGGCCAAGUUGGAUGCGCAGCAGGUCUCUUCGACCGUUAGUCAGCACGCCACUGCCAAUGCGCCUGAUGAGCUUCAGUUCACCAUUGGCAGCGAGGAGUACUACAUGGACCUUGCAGUCCGCGAGUUGUACAUGAUUGCCUACUCUCCGGCCAUGGACACGAACAUGCACGAAAACCUUGUUCACUCGCUGGGCACCAUUGUCGUCAAGUCGGGCAUCAAGCUUGUGCCCUAUCUUCCAAUGAUUGUCCCCGCCUUUUUGCACAUGGUGGAACACUGCAACCCAGCACGCCGGCACAUGCUCUUCAAGGAGAUUUCCAAGAUUGUUGACAUCUUUGGACCUCAUGUGCGACCAUACAUGAACGACAUUAUUCAGUGUGUCACGCGCUACUGGUACCCUCUAUCUGAUACCCACGCCCGCAACAUGAGCCACGCCUUCAAAAAGUACGUGCCAGAGCUGCUGGAGCACGUCAUGGCCAUCAUUGCCUCGGAUCAGACGGACACGCGCCGUCCAACCGUACACGCCUUGGAGGCCAUCUCUCUUUUGGGCACACUUGUCGAGGAUCGCAUCUACUCGGUCAUUCGGGGCCUUGUCAACGUCAUCGCUGCCUACGUUGGCGUACCGGUGCACGUGCGGCAGGAGGCCCUCAACACACUCGAACUCCUCAUGUACGAGAUUCCAAUCGGCGACCAGGCUUCGGGCGUCUUCAACGCUCUCAUGCGCGUUGUACGCUACGAGCCGCGUCUGCGGCCUCCCGCAGUUGCUGCCUUGCAGCCCCUGCCCAUGGAACCCGGCAGCGCUCGCGGUGUGAAUCGCGCCAAACCCGAGCUCAUUCUCAAGCUAGCCAAGCAGGCUGACGACAGCCUCAACUUUGACUGGCCCACGUGGAUUCGCCGCUUCUCCGUUAGCCUGCUGAAAGAGUCCAAAUCGCCUUCGCUGGCUGCCUGCCAGUACCUCGCCCUGCGCUUUGAGCCCUUUGCACGCAAGGUUUUCAACGCCGCCUUUGUCUCCUGUUGGAAGGAGCUGACACCCGAGGAGCAGGCCGAGAUGACGGACGGCCUGGAGCGCGCCAUGAAGGCUGACCACAUUUUCAUGCAAAUGAUGCUCAAUGUGGCGGAGUUUAUGUCUCACUAUUUUGAACGCGUGGGUCUGCCCUUCUCCAACCAAUUGCUUGGGCGCAUGGCGCUCGAGUGCAACGCUUAUGCAAAGGCCCUCCGGUACAAGGAGAGCGAGCUCGGCAGCCAUUUUGAUAUGCGAUGGCUAUACAGCGGCAUUGUUUUGCGCCCCGUCCAAGCAACGGAAGAAAUUCUGGGGGCAGUUGAGGAUCUCAUUGAGAUCACGCAGGCUUUGCAGCAGCCUGAAGCAGCGCAGGGCGCGCUCACCUUUGUGCGAAUGCAAACGACCUUGUCUGCGGACACGGACAUUCAACCCAGCUGGUACGAAAAACUCGGCGAAUGGGACAAGGCCUUACUGUCCUACAGCCAGCUCCAAGACCCAGAACACCCGUCCUUCGAUAUUGAUCUGCGCAUUCUCGUGUGUCUGGACAACCUGGGCAAGUGGACCAUUCUAUAUGACAACCUGGUGCACCUGUGGGCACAGAGUGAUGUGGCCCAAAAGCAGGCGCUGGCGCCUCUGGGCUGCUCGGCCUCGUGCGGGCUUAAUCGUUGGGAGUCCAUCGCCACGUUCCUGUCCUUCAUGGACGAGCAGGAUCCCAUGACACCCUUCUACGGCGCCGUGCUGGCCAUUCACAACGAGGUGUACAAGGUCGCGCAGGACCUGAUUGACAAGUCUCGGGACCUGCUUCAGCCUACACUCGCAACACUGUGGGGUGAGUCGUACGCCCGCGGCUACAAUCAUGUCGUGACGUUACAGCGCUUGGCUGAGAUGGAGGAGGUCGUGCAGUACAAACAGUUGGACCGAGACCCCAUCGCCCAAGACCGAAUCCGUGGCAUGUGGUUGACUCGUCUCAAUGGCUGCCAGUACAAUCCGUCGGUGUGGCAACGAAUCUUGGAGGUUCGCGCGUUGGUGCUUACCCCCGAGGAAGACUGCCUCAUGUGGCUCAAGUAUGCCAGUCUUUGUCGCAAGUCUUCAACGCUGGGCUCGGCCGAGCACUUUAGCCGCAUCGGCCUCGACCGCUGCGACGCCAACGCAGACCCCGAGUCGCAACUCCCUCACCAUAAUCCACCCAUUGCGUAUGCUUACAUUAAGCACGUGUGGCACACUGGUGCGCAUGAAACCGCCAUCCAGUAUCUCUAUGUCCUCAUUGACGAGCUCAGCGCGCGCAAGGAAGAGGACGAACAGCAGCCCGAAGAUGUGCGACUGCUGGCCCGCUGCUACCACAAGCUCGGCCUCUGGCAGGCUGCGCCACACCUUUCGUCAGCAGGCACCGUCAACACGGAUCUGACAGACGAGCUGAUUGAGUCGAUUAUCGAGUCCUUCCGCUACGCUACCCUCUUUGAUCGCGUCUGGUACAAGGCCUGGCACUCGUGGGCCUACAUGAACUACGAGGCAGUGAAGCACUACGGCCAACGCCGUAACCCUCGCGCCUACCUGCAGCACGCCAUUAUGAGCAUCAAGGGCUUUUUUAACAGCAUCGCCCUUUCGGAUGAGAGCAGCCUUCAAGAUACUCUGCGCCUCCUCACGCUUCUCUUCAGCUACGGCCACCACAGUGACGUGGUUCAGACGUUCGCUACGGGCCUCAGCACGGUCAACAUUGACACUUGGCUGCAGGUUUUGCCGCAGCUCAUUGCGCGUAUCCAGAUUAAGGAUGGAAAGAUUCGUGGCCUUUUGCACGAGCUGCUGCUUCAGGUUGGCCGCAAGCAUCCACAAGCACUGCUUUUCCCGCUGACGGUGGCAGCCCACAACCAUCGCGAGGCGAGCGCGCGGCGGGAUGCCGCACAGGUGCUGCUGAGUCGCAUGCGGCAACACUCGAGCGAGUUGGUUGAACAGGCUCUGAUCGUCAGCGAGGAACUCAUCCGCGUGGCCAAUCUGUGGUCGGAGAAGUGGUUUGAGGGCAUCGAAGAGGCUUCCAAGCUCUAUGCAGAUCGUCAGCUGGACGCCAUGUACGCCACGCUGCUGCCGCUGCAUGAGCAGCUCAACGGCAUUGGCCAGGAUGCUACGAUUGCCGAGCAGGCGUUUUUGAAACUGUACGGUGCCGAAUUGCGCGACGCGUGGGAAUGGAUGCGAAAGUAUCAACGGACGGAAGACAAACAAGACAUUACCACCGCGUGGGACCACUACUUUCACGUGUACCGUACCAUCACCAAGGCACUGCACAACCUCACCUCGCUCGAGCUGAAGGAGGUGUCACCCAAGCUCCUUGAAGCAGGAGAUUUACAGCUCGUAGUCCCCGGUGCCUACGAUCACACCUCUCAAGAGCAGGUUUACAUUGACUCCUUUGCACCGCAACUGCGCGUGAUCAACUCCAAGCAGCGUCCGCGACGCCUGACGAUCAAGGGUAGCAACGGGCGCACGUAUGAGUACUUGCUGAAGGCCAAUGAAGAUCUGCGACAGGAUGAACGCGUCAUGCAGCUGUUUGGGCUGGUCAACGUGCUCCUGAACGGUAGCUCUCUGACCAUGCAUAAGCAUCUUCACAUUUUUACCUACUACAUCCUGCCCCUGUCGCCCAAGCUGGGUCUCAUUGAAUGGGUACCAACAUGCGACACGCUGCACUCCUUGAUUAAGGAGUACCGCGAGCGCAGCGGUGUAGCGCUCAAUGCGGAAGUGCGCUUCAUGCUCCAGCUUGUGUCCAACAUGGAGCAGCUAACCCUCAUUCAGAAGGUUGAGGUUUUCCGACACGCCCUGUCUCGUACAACGGGGGAUGAUCUCGCACGCGUCAUGUGGCUGCGCAGCGGCAACUCGGAGCAAUGGCUUGAACGCCGUGGCAACUUUACGCGGUCUUUGGCCGUCAUGUCGAUGGUGGGCUACAUUUUGGGUCUAGGCGAUCGCCACCCCUCUAACCUCAUGAUUGAUCGCCGCACGGGUGGCGUGAUGCAUGUCGACUUUGGCGACUGCUUUGAGGUGGCCACGCAAAGAUCCAAGUUUCCGGAAAAGGUGCCCUUCCGUCUCACACGGAUGCUGAUUGCCGCCAUGGAGAUUACGGGCGUGCAUGGAACAUUCCGCAUCACUUGCGAGAACACCAUGUCGGUGCUGCGCGACAAUGCGGACAGUGUCAUGGCCGUGCUGGAGGCAUUCAUUCACGACCCUUUGAUUGACUGGCUCUUUGCACGAGGACGUAACGGUGAGUCUUGGUCUUGUUUUGCCACUUGUCGCUGGGUCCCACGGGGAAUUGACUGCUUGAUGCGUGGCAUGCACCGACUGCUCUCACCUGGCCCGUUGCCCUUGCAGAACCACACGGAUGAGGUGGUCAACCGUCGUGCAUUGCGCGUCAUUGCCCGCGUGCGCGACAAGCUAACGGGUGCUGACUUUUCUACGGAGGAGAUUUUGGACAUUCCAUCUCAGGUGGCUCGCUUGAUUCGCGAUGCUACCUUGCAUGAAAAUCUCUGUCAGCACUACACGGGCUGGUGUCCGUUCUGGUAA
This is a messenger RNA of Monosiga brevicollis MX1, 5826 nucleotides long. RefSeq lists its product as uncharacterized. The transcript has 10 exons. The coding region runs from base 1 to 5826 and encodes 1941 amino acids. NCBI's taxonomy places the organism in Eukaryota, Choanoflagellata, Craspedida, Salpingoecidae. Gene Ontology annotation, biological process: protein phosphorylation; TOR signaling; negative regulation of macroautophagy. Gene Ontology annotation, cellular component: nucleus; TORC2 complex; TORC1 complex. Gene Ontology annotation, molecular function: protein serine/threonine kinase activity; protein binding; protein-containing complex binding. The record is from RefSeq and is a predicted model, not a curated record.